AUGGCUCGUAUACUCAUCACGGGCUCCUCAGACGGCCUGGGCUCUCUGACCGCACGUACCCUUGUCAAAAAAGGUCAUUCCGUGGUCCUGCACGCCCGAAACGAUCAACGAGCGCAAGACGCGCGAACUGCAUGCCCAGACGCCGAGACAUGUGUCGUUGGCGACCUCUCCGAUAUUUCGCAGACGAAGAAGCUGGCGGAAGAUAUCAAUCACUUGGGAGCCUUCGACGCCGUCAUCCACAACGCCGGGCUUUACACCGGCCCUUAUCGGAAGACGAAAGAGGGGUGGCCAAGCAUUUUCGCAGUCAAUACCCUCAGCCCGUUUAUACUCACCUGCCUGAUCAACCCGAAGCCCAAACGCCUCGUGUUCGUGUCGUCUGGACUUCACAGUGGAGGAGACGCAUCGUGCAAGGACAUCACAUGGCAAGAGCGCGGCGAGCGAGGCUUCCGGGACUUUCAAGCCUACUCCGACACAAAGCUACAUGACAUACUCCUUGCGUGCUUCUUCGCCAAGAAGUGGCCCAACGUCCAAAGCAAUUCACUGGAUCCGGGCUGGGUUGCUACUAAGAUGGGGGGUGCUGGCGCUACUGGGGACAUUGACGCUGCCGUUGAUACGUAUGUCAUGCUGGCAGAAGGCUCGGGCAAGGCGAAAGGCGCAUCCGGGACGUACUGGUAUCACUGUGAGCCGAGGUCACACAAAAGAGAGGCAAAUGAAGAUGCUGUACAGCGAAAGCUGAUCAGACAACUGGAAGAACUCACCGGAGUGAGCGUACCGCAUAUUUGA
Cladophialophora carrionii CBS 160.54 is the source of this 783-nucleotide messenger RNA. RefSeq lists its product as uncharacterized. The transcript has a single exon. Bases 1 to 783 code for a protein of 260 amino acids. The record is from RefSeq and is a predicted model, not a curated record. Lineage: Eukaryota; Fungi; Ascomycota; Eurotiomycetes; Chaetothyriales; Herpotrichiellaceae.